GGCCCGCCCUCCGGUCCCGCUGCCACACUCGCGUUGUCUGCGGCCAGCGAUGCCGAACUGAACCCGAACCGCACGUAAAAUUCAGAGUAGCGGCUGGGAGUGAGCGCGGCUCUGCUCGGCUCGGCUCGGUUCUGUGAGAGACUCGGUUCGGUUCUGUGAGAGACGCGGCUGUUAGCUACCCGGCUAACCUUCACUCAGCGCUGAGGGAAAGUUUGCGCGAGGACCAGCAUCUGUGUGUGCGCGCGCGCGGGCGCGCGUGUUUUCUUCUUCCAAGCAGAUUUGAGGCGGAAAGUUCUGGAACAUGUCUCUCUCAGUCCCGCAGAACGGACAGCGCGGGGACGAGCCCGCCAUCGAGCUGUUUGUCAAGGCGGGCAGUGAUGGAGAGAGCAUAGGGAACUGCCCCUUCUCUCAGCGUCUCUUCAUGAUCCUCUGGCUGAAGGGAGUGGUCUUUAACGUCACCACCGUUGACCUGAAAAGGAAACCAGCAGAUCUUCAAAACCUAGCUCCAGGAACACACCCUCCUUUUGUCACAUUCAAUGGUGAAGUCAAGACUGACGUUAACAAGAUUGAGGAGUUCCUGGAAGAUGUGCUCAGUCCACCCAAGUACUCUAAGCUCAGCGCCAGACACCCUGAGUCCAACACUGCGGGGAUGGACAUCUUCGCCAAGUUCUCCGCCUACAUCAAGAACUCAAAACCAGACGCCAAUGAGGCUCUGGAGCGAGGUCUGCUGAAGACACUGCAGAAGUUGGAUGAGUACCUGUGCUCUCCCCUGCCUGAUGAAAUUGACCACAACAGCAUGGAGGACGUCAAAGUGUCCAGCCGCAAAUUCCUGGACGGAGACGAGAUGACGCUGGCCGACUGCAACCUGCUGCCCAAACUGCACAUCGUCAAGGUGGUGGUGAAAAAGUACCGAGGCUUUGAGAUUCCUGAAUACAUGACGGGUGUGUGGAAGUACCUGAGGAACGCGUCCGACCGCGACGAGUUCAUCAAAACCUGCCCCAGCGACAAGGAGAUUGAGAUCGCUUACGCCGACGUGGCCAAGCGGCUCGUCAAAUAAACGCCCUUGCCAAAAAAAUUAUAUAUAUAUAUAUAUAUAUCCCCUCCCCCUUUUCCUCCUCCUCCUUUUUAACCCCGCCCCAAAACUGGGACUACUUUAUUUUCACACGGGGGAAAACAACUACAGACUUUUUUUUUUCCUUUUUUCCCCUCCCCGUUUCUUUAGAGUAUAAUAACCCAGUGCAUGACGUAUAGAGAUAUAUUUUCUUUCUUAUUCUCACACUUCUUAAAGAUUCUACAUUUGAAGGUUAAAUCUGUUGAAUUCUAUUUAACCAUUUUUAUUUUUUGUUUGUUUUUGUAUCACAUGAGACAUGGAAGUGUUAACGAGUGUGUGUUGGUUACAACUCAAUAUGGCGCAUGUUCUCUCUCUCUCUCUCUCUCUCUCUCUCUCACACGCACACUUCAUCCUGUAGCAGCAAAGGAGUGUGUUUCCACCAGCCUUUUAUGAUUUAGGCCAAAAAACCCCUGCUUUUCAAAGCUUACACGGUGAGCAUUACUGAAGCUUUUUUUUUUUUUUCUGGUUUCUGACACAAAUCGAAUCUAAACAGUGUUGGAAGCACCAGUGUUUUUUUUUUUUUUUUUUUUUAAAUGUUUUUUCAGAGCGUUUCGUCAAGCACUGGCUGAUUAUCAGACUCCGACAUGAAGGCAGACCUUGAAAUUAAAAUCCAAUCUUUUAUUUAACACCCCCCCCCCCCCCCCCCAAAAAAAAAAAUAUUAACCUUUUAGUUUAAACCCCGCCCACUUGUGGCACUUUUUUUUUUUUUUUUUUUUUUAAACACACGGCAGUUCAGCCAAUCGUUUCAUUAAUUUCAGGCGUUUGAUUUGUACUUUACUUGUCGAUGUAAGAAAGAAAGAGGAGUGUGAAGAAAAGGAAAAAAAAUAGUUUAUAUAGUAAUGCUAAUAUGUUGUGUAGAUGGGUGCCAAAACUUUUACUGGUGAACCGAAGGUGAUGAAGUCCUUCGAAACUUGAUGAGAUUGUUAUAUAGAUUUUUUUUUUUUUUAACAACAUAGCUAAAAGCAGACUGAGUUUUUGGACUUUUUUUUUUUUUUUUAAUAAACUUUUGAAUGUAGUUGAACAGAGGCCUUACUCAGGUGCAUGAGUUUUAACACGAUGCCUCCUUUGGCCUUAAUCACUUCCUUACAGCGCUCUGUGUGUGUGUGAGAGCUCCAGCUGCGUAUUCAACAUCUGUAAAGGGAAAAAAAGGGGGAAAUGCUGCAAAUCAUCACCAUCCAAGGGAAAAGAAAUAAAAAUAAUUUGUACUGUAGAAGGAAAGAUGAAGUUUAUAUCUUGGUCUAGAAAGACAAAAUUACAGCUUUAUUCUUUUUCUAAUAUUGGAUGAACUAAAUAUUGGAAUUUUUUUUUUUUAGUAAUUUGAAAUAAAAAAAGCUACAAGAGUG
Molecule: messenger RNA, 2454 nt
Organism: Neoarius graeffei (lesser salmon catfish)
Lineage: Eukaryota; Metazoa; Chordata; Actinopteri; Siluriformes; Ariidae
Gene: clic4
Product: chloride intracellular channel 4
Exons: 6
Coding region: 302-1057 (251 amino acids)
Source: RefSeq, a predicted model, not a curated record